CUCUCUGUGGUCUUCCUCUCUGUGGUCUUCCUCUCUGUGUCUUCCUCUGUGUCUUCCUGUGGCAUGGGCGAUCGAUGUGCGAUGAAGUUCGGUCCUCGUAUCGGGAAGUUGUGUGACUGCGGCCGAGGAGCCAACUGUAACUCCUACCUGCUGAAGUGUAUCUAA
Molecule: messenger RNA, 165 nt
Organism: Cheilinus undulatus (humphead wrasse)
Lineage: Eukaryota; Metazoa; Chordata; Actinopteri; Labriformes; Labridae
Gene: cartl
Product: cocaine- and amphetamine-regulated transcript-like
Exons: 2
Biological process (GO): negative regulation of appetite; G protein-coupled receptor signaling pathway; cellular response to starvation
Molecular function (GO): neuropeptide hormone activity
Source: RefSeq, a predicted model, not a curated record